AGAUGCGAAGGAAGGGCGGGGUUAAUGGGUGUAGGUUGAGGUGGACUGUCACAGCGGCCAUGGCUGCCACCGGAGUCUUGCCCUUCAUCAGGGGUGUGGAUCUAAGUGGAAAUGAUUUUAAAGGUGGUUAUUUUCCUGAACAUGUUAAGUGUAUGACCAGUUUGCGAUGGCUGAAACUGAACCGAACAGGACUUUGCUACUUACCCGAGGAAUUGGCUUCUCUUCAUAAACUGGAACAUUUAUCAGUGAGUCAUAACAGUUUGACAACACUUCAUGGGGAUCUCUCUAGUCUGCCUUGCUUGCGGGCCAUUGUUGCUCGAGCUAAUAACUUGAAAAAUUCUGGUGUUCCUGAUGACAUUUUCCAGUUGGAUGAUCUCUCUGUGCUGGACCUCAGCUAUAAUCAGUUGACUGAGAUUCCUAGGGAACUAGAGAAUGCUAAAAACAUGCUGGUGCUCAACUUGAGUCAUAACAGUAUUGACAACAUCCCAAACCAACUGUUUAUAAACCUCACUGAUUUGCUAUACCUGGACCUGAGUGAAAAUAAGCUGGAGAGUUUGCCUCCUCAGAUGAGACGCUUGGUUCAUCUCCAGACACUAAUUUUGAAUAACAACCCACUCAUGCAUGCGCAAAUGCGGCAGCUUCCUGCAAUGACAGCUCUACAAACACUGCAUCUCAGAAAUACACAACGCACACAAAGCAACUUGCCUACAAGCUUCGAGGCCCUGUCUGGUCUGUUGGAUGUGGACUUGUCGUGUAAUGAUCUUAGCCGGGUACCUGAGUGCUUGUAUACCCUCUCGUCUCUGCGGCGGCUGAACCUCAGCACCAACCAGAUCUCCGAGCUCUCACUCUGCAUCGAUCAGUGGACGCAGCUGGACACACUGAACCUCUCCCGCAACCAACUCACUUCACUUCCUUCAGCCAUCUGCAAGUUAACAAAGAUAAAGAAGUUGUACUUGAACUCAAACAAGCUGGAUUUCGAUGGAAUCCCAUCAGGCAUUGGAAAAUUGGCCAACUUGGAGGAAUUUAUGGCAGCCAAUAAUAACCUUGAGCUGGUCCCAGAGAGUCUGUGCAGAUGUGCAAAAUUAAAGAAGCUGAUUCUUACUAAAAAUCGUCUGGUCACUCUGCCUGAAGCCAUCCAUUUUCUUGGAGAUAUACAGGUUCUGGAUGUUCGGGAAAAUCCUAAUUUGAUUAUGCCCCCUAAACCAGUGGAUCAAACAGCAGAGUUUUACAAUAUUGACUUCUCCUUGCAGAACCAGCUUAGAUUGGCUGGUGCAUCACCAGCUGCAGUCGCAGCAGCUGCUGGAGGGGUCACUCCUCGGGAUCCAAUAGCUCGAAAAAUGCGUCUCCGGAGAAGAAAGGACUCCUCCCAAGAUGACCAGGCCAAACAAGUACUGAAAGGAAUGAGCGAUGUAACACAAGAAAAGAACAAAAAAAUGGAGGAGGUGGGAGAAGUCAAGUACUCCGACCUGAACACCAAGCGAUGGGAACAGGGUCUGGAGAAACCUCCACUUGAUUAUUCGGAGUUCUUCACCGACGAUGUUGGCCAUAUCCCAGGGGUCAUGAUUUGGCACAUAGAGAAUUUUAUUCCUUCUCAAAUUGAUGAGGCUUUUCAUGGGAAGUUCUACGAAGCAGACUGUUACAUUAUCCUGAAGACGAUACUAGAUGAGAACGGUGCUUUGAGCUGGCAAAUAUUCUACUGGAUUGGUCAGGCAGCUACAAUGGAUAAAAAAGCAUGUGCUGCCAUUCAUGCCGUCAAUCUCCGUAAUUUACUUGGAGCACAGUGCAGGACAAUUCGUGAGGAAAUGGGCGAUGAGAGUGAAGAAUUUAGUGCGAUAUUUGAUAGCAUUGCCUAUAUCGAAGGGGGAACAGCAAGUGGCUUCUACACAGUAGAAGAAGCACUGUACAUCACCAGGUUAUUUCGCAUCUAUGGUAAGAAGAAUGUAAAAUUGGAGCCUGUUCCACUUAAAGCGUCAAGUUUGGAUCCUCGUUUUGUGUUCCUUCUCGAUCAUGGACUUGAGAUUUACAUCUGGAGGGGCUCCCAGGCCACUUUAAGUGCAAGCACCAAAGCCAGGCUAUUUGCUGAAAAGAUAAUUAAAAACGAGAGAAAAGGAAAUGGAGAGAUUGUACAAUUAAUGCAGACUCAGGAGGUGCCAGAAUUUUGGGAGGUGCUGGGCGGACAACCUGAGCAGAUUACAUGUCACGUGGUGGACAACUUCAAGCCAGUGAGGCCUAAGCUUUAUAAGGUUGGAUUGGGCCUCGGAUACUUGGAACUUCCUCAGAUUAAUUACAAACUCUCCGUAGAACAUAAAGUGAGGCCGAAGGUUGACCUGUUUCCAGAAAUGCGACUGGUCCAGAGUCUUUUAGAUACAAAGUCCGUCUAUAUCUUGGAUUGCUGGUCGGACGUCUUCAUCUGGAUUGGGCGCAAGUCCCCACGAAUGGUCAGAGCCGCAGCCCUGAAGCUGGGCCAGGAGCUGUGUAGUAUGUUACACCGCCCCAAACAUGCUAUUGUCAUCCGAAACCAGGAAGGAACAGAAUGUCAAGUGUUUAAAUCUAAGUUCCGUAACUGGGACGAUGUCCUGAAAGUGGAUUACACGAGAAACGCAGAGACUGUGCAGAAGAAAGGACUUGCCGAUAAAGUGAAGAAGGAUGCAGAGAAGAAAGACCAGAUUAAAGCAGAUCUGACUGCCCUGUUCUUGCCUCGCCAGCCACCAAUGGCACUCUUGGAGGCUGACCAGAUGAUGGAGGAGUGGAACGAGGACCUGGAUGGAAUGGAGGGCUUUGUUCUGGAAGGAAAGAAAUUUGCACGUCUCCCUGAAGAAGAUUUUGGUCAUUUUUACACGCAGGACUGUUAUGUCUUUCUUUGCAGGUACUGGGUUCCUGUGGAGUAUGACGAUGAUCAAAAAGACAAAGAAAAGAUGGAAGAGGGUGGACAUGAUGAAGAAAAGCAGCAGGAGGAAGACUUUCAGUGUGUGGUGUACUUCUGGCAGGGCCGAAAGGCUUCCAACAUGGGAUGGCUAACUUUCACCUUCAGCCUGCAGAAGAAAUUUGAGAGCCUUUUCCCAGGCAAGCUUGAGGUGGUGCGGAUGACCCAACAGCAAGAGAACCUGAAGUUUCUAUCUCACUUCAAAAGGAAAUUCAUUAUUCACAAAGGAAAAAAGAAGACGCCAGAGAAUGGUCUACAGCCCAGCCUCUAUCACAUUCGCACAAACGGUAGUGCCCUCUGCUCCAGGUGUAUCCAGAUCAGCACAGAUUCUAGUAUGUUGAACUCGGAGUUCUGUUACAUCCUUAAGGUUCCCUUUGAGAGUAUUGAUAACCAAGGUAUUGUUUACACCUGGGUUGGACGUGCAGCAGACCCGGAUGAAGCCAAACUUGCUGAAGAUAUCAUGAAUAAUAUGUUUGAUGAGACGUACAGCAAACAGGUAAUCAAUGAAGGAGAGGAGCCAGAGAAUUUCUUCUGGGUUGGAAUAGGUGGAGAAAAGCAAUACGACGAAGAUGCAGAUUAUAUGAAACACUCCAGGCUUUUUAGGUGCUCCAAUGAAAAGGGCUAUUUCUCUGUAUCGGAAAAAUGUUCUGAUUUCUGUCAAGAUGACCUUGCAGAUGAUGACAUCAUGUUACUUGACAAUGGAGAACAGGUUUACAUGUGGGUAGGAACACAGACCAGUCAAGUGGAGAUCAAACUGAGCCUCAAGGCUUGCCAGGUGUAUAUCCAACACAUGAGAGCCAAAGACAGCGAACACCCACGCAAAUUACGGCUGGUCCGGAAAGGGAAUGAACCGCAUCACUUUACACGCUGCUAUCAUGCCUGGGGCGCAUUCAAACAAACACUUGCUUAAGCACUUAGUCACCUUUUACCCUUCCUUUAUGCAGAAAUAGGAUGAGUGAGGGAGCCCACCCUCAAGGAUCUAUUUCUAAAGCAGCAUUUUGAAAGCAAAAUUUGCUCUGCUUAAAAGCAAAUUAUUUUCCAUUCAGCUUCCUGGUUACUGCACUGAAGACUUGAUCAGCCUGCUGUUAGUUAUAACUGAGGUAGUAUAGUUUUUUUUGGUCAACAAUAGGAUGAAGACUGCUGGAUCAGGAAUAGAACUGGUGUAUUUCCUAAUUUAAAACUUUCUACACUAAUGUGCAGUCCUGAUGCUCAGUAUGAAAGGCCAAUAUUCCUCUGUGCCAGGUUGCACAACAAAGUGUAAGAAUGCAAGAAGGGUGAUAAUACAUUAGUUGAAAUACUUUGAAUGUGAUAAUGCAUGGAUUCAAACAUGGAAAUUGGUUCCAAAAUCCCUGCUGGCCAAACAUGCACGAUAGCACCAAGACAAGCUUAAAUGACACUGUAGGGAGGAAAGUUAGUGCCAAAAUUAAAACAUUAUUUAACUUCAAAUGCCUGAUAGUCUACAACUUCACAGAAAUGAAUUUCAGAAAGUGAUUUUAAAAUUUGAUUGUGCAAUUUAUAUUAACCAAAGCACAUAACCACAAGUGUUACAUACUGUUUUUUUUAAAUCUGGUUACAAAACUAUGGAAAUGCACUGUGAUAGUAAAUAGUGAGAGUUGGGCAUUUAGAACCUUUACACUGAAAAUGGGUAAAUCACAAAAAUAGGCUGGUGUGAUAAAGCAAUUUUGUUAAAGACAUGUAAAAAUUAUUUAAUUCCUAUGAAGAUGAGCAAUAAAUCUCUGGCAUUUGGUUUCCAA
Molecule: messenger RNA, 4677 nt
Organism: Amblyraja radiata (thorny skate)
Lineage: Eukaryota; Metazoa; Chordata; Chondrichthyes; Rajiformes; Rajidae
Gene: flii
Product: FLII actin remodeling protein
Exons: 30
Coding region: 3-3833 (1276 amino acids)
Biological process (GO): myofibril assembly; actin polymerization or depolymerization; actin filament severing
Cellular component (GO): cytoplasm; actin cytoskeleton; nucleus
Molecular function (GO): actin filament binding; phosphatidylinositol-4,5-bisphosphate binding
Source: RefSeq, a predicted model, not a curated record